This is a messenger RNA of Euleptes europaea (tarantolino), 709 nucleotides long. It is a transcript of the gene GCH1, whose product is annotated as GTP cyclohydrolase 1. Gene Ontology annotation, biological process: tetrahydrobiopterin biosynthetic process; tetrahydrofolate biosynthetic process. The record is from RefSeq and is a predicted model, not a curated record. Gene Ontology annotation, cellular component: cytoplasm. Bases 1 to 684 code for a protein of 227 amino acids. NCBI's taxonomy places the organism in Eukaryota, Metazoa, Chordata, Lepidosauria, Squamata, Sphaerodactylidae. The transcript has 6 exons. Gene Ontology annotation, molecular function: GTP binding; GTP cyclohydrolase I activity; zinc ion binding.
AUGGAGCCGGGGAGCCCCCUGCGCGCCGCCCGCUGCAACGGCUACGGGCCGGCCGAGAAGCCCCCGGCGGCGGCGGCGGCGGCGGGCUGGACGGAGGAGCGGCCGCGCAGCGAGGAGGACAACGAGCGCCACCGGCCCGCCCUGGCCGCCGCCUACGCCGCCAUCCUGCGCGCCCUGGGCGAGGACCCCCAGCGCCAGGGGCUGCUCAAGACCCCCGGCAGGGCCGCCACCGCCAUGCAGUUCUUCACCAAGGGCUACCAGGAGACCAUCACAGAUGUACUAAACGAUGCCAUAUUUGAUGAAGACCACGAUGAAAUGGUGAUUGUGAAGGACAUAGACAUGUUCUCGAUGUGCGAGCAUCACCUGGUCCCGUUUGUUGGAAAGGUUCACAUAGGAUACCUUCCUAACAAGCAAGUCCUCGGUCUCAGCAAACUAGCAAGGAUUGUGGAAAUAUACAGCAGAAGGUUACAGGUCCAGGAGCGCCUGACGAAACAGAUAGCUGUCGCCAUCACAGAAGCCUUACAGCCCGCUGGGGUCGGGGUGGUGGUCGAAGCAACGCACAUGUGCAUGGUGAUGCGAGGGGUACAGAAAAUGAACAGUAAAACUGUGACCAGCACGAUGCUUGGAGUCUUCCGGGAAGACCCGAAGACGCGAGAGGAGUUCUUGACGCUCAUCCGCAGCUAAAAGGAGGCCCUUCCGCUCAGCACUG